UCGUGUUUGUGUCGCACGCGCUCCCGCCCGCCCCUUCAUAACGCGCUCUGCUGCGCUCCGGCGCUGGACUUCACCAUCUCAGCAGGAGACUAAAGAGGAUGAGAGCUGAAGUCAAAGCUUCUUAACGCCAGCAGGUGGAAGGAGGGAAGGAGGGAGGAGGUCGAAGUAAGGGGGGAAAUGUGGGCGAGUGUGUGAGUGGCCGUGUGUGUGUUUGUGCGUCCUUUGCGCGCGCGCGUGCGGAGAACCCGGGGACCGAGACGCAUCCAGGUGGACCUCUCACUCCACUCACCGUCAACCUGCUGCUGCUCUCUCUCUCUCACUCUCUCUCUCACUCUUCAUUGUUACUCUUAACCCAAGUUCAGCACCAUGGCCCCGGUCUCCAGCCUCCCCACUGCGUAACAGGGGCUUUCAGGACAGAAGAUGAGCAGAGACACGGACAAUUUAAUGGACCGGGGACACCGGAGGACCGCGUUUUUCCUGCUCGGGCUCGCUUUCCAGGCUCUGGCUGUCCAUGCAGUGGGCAUGUUUGAGCUGCAGAUCCGGCAGUGGCAAAACUCUCUUGGCAUUCUACAGAGUGGUCAGUGCUGUGACCUCCAGCCCAGCGGGGGACAGCAAUGUCCUCAAAGUGACCAGUGUGACACACUUUUUAGGGUCUGUCUGAAGGAGUACCAGACUCGUGUGGUACCCACGGGCACGUGUACCUUUGGUACGGGCAGCACACCUGUCCUGGGCGGAAACUCCAAUGGCAUGCAUGUUAACGGACCUGAAGCAGGCCGGAUCGUCAUCCCAUUUAAAUACGCCUGGCCGAAAUCCUUCUCCUUGGUGAUCGAGGCCCUUGACCAUGACAAUGAAACGUCAGAGCCAGUAGGCCAGGAGGAUCUGAUAGAACGGGUGUUGUUGUCCUCUAUGCUGAACCCAGGAGAGCAGUGGCAGUUGCACAAGCACCACGGCCGCCACUUUACUCUACAGUACUGGCUGCGUUUCCGCUGUGACACCAACUAUUAUGGGCCGCUAUGCAACAAGUUCUGCCCCCGUGAUGACUUUUUUGGUCAUUUCGACUGCGAUAUUGCAGGCAGUAAAGUCUGCAAAGAUGGAUGGACAGGACCAGAAUGUAGACUGGCGGUGUGUAAACAGGGAUGUAGCAUGGACCAUGCUUCCUGCACUGUUCCAGGAGAAUGCGAGUGUAAUUAUGGCUGGAAGGGUGAUCUGUGUGAUGAGUGUGAGACAUAUCCAGGCUGUGACCAUGGCACCUGUGCUGAACCUUGGCAAUGUGUAUGUGACACUAACUGGGGCGGCCUUCUCUGUGACAAAGAUCUAAAUUACUGUGGAACCCACCAGCCCUGUAAAAAUCUUGGUACCUGCAUGAACACAGAACCGAACGAGUAUCAGUGUGUGUGUCACGAUGGCUUUCGUGGUCGUGACUGCAGCAUUGUGGAACAUGCAUGUCUCACUUCUCCCUGUUUGAAUGGAGCAACAUGUAAAGAAGACCAGACAGGGUUCACUUGUGUGUGUGCACAGGGCUGGACCGGACCCACCUGUGCACUUGCUAUACUACACUGCGACUCCCAUCCAUGCGGCCGUGGGGCUACAUGCCUAGAGUCCGCCCAGGGUUUCCAAUGUGUCUGCCCACCAGGCUGGACUGGCAAGACCUGCCAGAUAGACAUGAACGAGUGCGAGACAGGCAUCUGUAUUAAUUCUCGCUCCUGCCGAAACCUGAUUGGAGGAUAUCUGUGUGACUGUUUUCCUGGAUGGGUGGGGACAAACUGUGACACGAAAAACAGCAGCUGCCAGGACUCGUGUCUGAACGGAGGGCGCUGUGAGGACUCACACUGUGUGUGCCUUCCGGGUUUCACUGGAAAACACUGCCAGACAGCAGUGGGAAUGUGUGACAGCACCCCCUGUCUAAACGGAGGACAGUGUGAAGAGCAGAAGGAUGAAGGAAGCAUAGUUUGCAAUUGUCCACCAGGAUAUACCGGAAUGUAUUGUGAAAUGAUGUUAGAUCCAUGUAAUCCCAACCCCUGUCAGAAGGGGGUGCCAUGUCACAGCACGGAGAGUGGCUACAUGUGUGCCUGUCCGGAGAAUUACUUUGGAAAUGAGUGCAUGAGCCUGAAGGAUUUGUGUCAUGGGCCACAUUGUCAAGACACAACGAGUGGAAUGUUCAGUGUGUACAUGGUGUUAUUGGGUGCGUUAGCCGUGUUGGUAGCCGUCGGCUGCUCUGUCUGCGCUCUCCUCCUGUCCCGUCUGCACCGCCGCCAGCGUUCCAAGCAGCAGCCGAGCGCCAUCCCCACAGAUGCCGCUAUCAACAACCAGCGUCAUGUCUGCACUCUCAUUCGCAAUGUAGAACACACCACAGCACUUCUCGGCCCUGGACAAACUCAGCCACAAACCAUAUUGUGUAGUUCUGCUCGACCAAUGCUGCAGCUGGAGGAGAUCGAGCUGACCCUCCCGAACACACAGGUUCCACCGCCCAAUCAGAAACCAGAUCCGUCCGCUGUUCUCAAAGCCAACCUGGUGCCUAAAAUCGACAUCUGCAACCGCGAGCGCGAGAAACUGAAUCGCUUCCACUACUCUGACAACCAGGAAGUGGAAGUGUGACCUUGUCCUGACCUUCAGGAAAAUGCACUACCCCUGAUCACUCUAAAGCAGCCUCCUGCUGCAGAACAUUGGCCCGUAACCCUAAAAACAAAAGGUCAGAAGGAGUGAAAUCUCUGUCUAGGAAAGCAUAUGCAUUCCAGGCAUGGAGCUGCGGACGUUGCUGCUGUCAGGACCAGUAUGUAAAUGGUAGAAAGGUCAAAAGGGGACAGAGAUCUUUUUAAGGCCUGUGACUCUCAUUUUUGAUUCAUGGUUAUUUAACUGUAUUUGAUGUGUGUUUACACAAGUGCCAUCUGUAUUUCUACACAUCUGCGUUUGUGUGAGUGCUGUGCGUGUGUAUGCAUGAUUGUAAACGUGGAAGGCGAACCCCACACAGCCGUGCACGCGGGUAUGUUUUGGAACACCUCUGCGUUUUCCUUCACCGUAUAGAACAAUGCGAGGAAGAGCUAAUUCCCACCACUAAUUGAAUGAAAAAGCAAAGAGGUUGUCAAGGCUGUCAGAAGAGUGCCACAAGUUCUAGAGAUUAUGACUCUUGUAUUUUAUAUUGCCUGUCAUGUUGCAGCUGUAAGAGAUGUAUGAUUUUUUUAUACUUGGAUGUAAAUAGCAUUUUUGUAAAUAUGCUGUAUAUAUUGAUCUGGAUUUUUUUUUUUUUUUGUACGGUGGUUUUCUUUCGGAAAUAUCACCAGUUUCUCAUCUUUUCGUGUCAUCUUCUUCCUCUCUGCUGGUCUUUGCAGGCGGGAUGGUUUGCAAAUAAAGUGCAUCUACCUACA
Messenger RNA from Silurus meridionalis, 3362 nucleotides. RefSeq names its product protein jagged-1b. Gene Ontology annotation, biological process: establishment or maintenance of epithelial cell apical/basal polarity; Notch signaling pathway; cell communication. The record is from RefSeq and is a predicted model, not a curated record. NCBI's taxonomy places the organism in Eukaryota, Metazoa, Chordata, Actinopteri, Siluriformes, Siluridae. Gene Ontology annotation, molecular function: calcium ion binding. Gene Ontology annotation, cellular component: plasma membrane; protein-containing complex.